This is a messenger RNA of Marchantia polymorpha subsp. ruderalis, 925 nucleotides long. NCBI's taxonomy places the organism in Eukaryota, Viridiplantae, Streptophyta, Marchantiopsida, Marchantiales, Marchantiaceae. The record is from the annotation of a GenBank genome assembly.
GUUCCCCCGUCGGUAAGCAGUGUACAAGUGAAGGGGAAGCGAAUUGCUGCUGGAGAACGAGCACCAGGAGCCCCGAGAGAGCUCGAGCAAAGUGUCGUGGCUAUGGCGAUGGCGAGCUCCAGCGCACUGAUGGCAGCCCGAGCCUCCGUCGUUGUGGCCCAAUCCCCCCGCUGCAGCAUCGAUUCCCCCGGUGCGUCGAGCUCGGCCGCGUCCGGCAACCCCAACAACAAUGUCAAGUUCCCGCUCUCGAAUGUGCUGCGCCAGCUCAAGGAGACCUCGGGCGCGGAGAAUUUGUCCGUCGGCUCCGACCGCGAUGCCAUUCUCGACCCCCAGAUGAAGUUCGCCAAUCUCAUGUGGUUCAGGGGCGCAUACAACGCGCAAAUUUUCGUCUCCGAGGACGAGCCCGCCGACUCUGUCGUCAGAAGGUUCCGGAAGGCGGUCAUGCAGGCCGGAGUCAUCCCGGAGUGCCGCAGAAGGAGGUUUUUCGAAACUCCCCAGGACAUCGUCAAGCGCAAACAGCAAAACGCCCAGCGACGCAAGUCACGACGGUUCACUCCCCGGAACGAGAGCUUCGGACCCGGAGGCGAGAAGAAAGAGGGAGGCGCCGGUGGAUCGUCGGGUGGAAACGACGACGACGAUUUCUGGGGAUUCGCUGAAGAGUCUUGAACUCGACACUGUCAGUCAGCUAUGUAGAAUCGAAAUCAUUCACAUUCUUGUGUAGGAAGUACAUGUCAGAACCUGAGUCCACUCAUGACACGGGGCUAGUAAGUGAUUACCACAGGAGAGGCAGAAGAUUGUAGAAGAGUCAUAUUGUAGACUACACUGUAACCAUUUUCUUGUAGGAGUCCAUAAGCAGUAUAAUGUUCGUCAGUCGAGUACCAUAUCAUUUGUCACAGCUGGAGCAAUCGAAUAAUUUUUUUGUACC